Athene cunicularia (burrowing owl) is the source of this 1284-nucleotide messenger RNA. It is a transcript of the gene GFRA1, whose product is annotated as GDNF family receptor alpha 1. The transcript has 9 exons. Gene Ontology annotation, cellular component: signaling receptor complex; external side of plasma membrane. Lineage: Eukaryota; Metazoa; Chordata; Aves; Strigiformes; Strigidae. The record is from RefSeq and is a predicted model, not a curated record. Gene Ontology annotation, biological process: nervous system development. The coding region runs from base 1 to 1284 and encodes 427 amino acids. Gene Ontology annotation, molecular function: signaling receptor activity.
AUGAAGCCUGGAGAUGUACUUUUGUCUGCAGAAGUGAGCGGGCUGCCUGGAGGGGACCGCCUCGACUGCGUGAAAGCCAGCGAUCAGUGUCUCAAGGAGCAGAGCUGUAGUACUAAAUACAGGACACUGAGGCAGUGUGUAGCCGGCAAAGAGAGCAACUUCAGCCGGGCGACAGGCCUGGAGGCAAAGGACGAAUGCAAAAGCGCCAUGGAAGCUCUCAAGCAGAAAUCUCUGUACAACUGCCGCUGUAAGAGGGGCAUGAAGAAGGAGAAAAACUGCCUGCGCAUUUACUGGAGCAUGUACCAGAGCUUACAGGGAAAUGACUUGCUUGAAGAUUCCCCUUAUGAGCCAGUUAACAGCAGACUAUCAGACAUAUUCAGGCUAGCACCAAUUGUAUCAGUGGAGCCAGUACUUUCAAAGGGGAACAAUUGCUUGGAUGCAGCAAAAGCUUGUAACCUAAAUGAUACCUGCAAGAGGUUCAGAUCUGCUUACAUAACCCCCUGCACCAGCAGCACGUCUAAUGAAAUCUGUAACAAGCGGAAGUGUCAUAAGGCCCUCCGGCUAUUUUUUGACAAAGUUCCCCCAAAGCACAGCUAUGGGAUGCUCUUCUGCUCCUGUCGAGACGUAGCCUGUACAGAAAGGAGACGGCAGACUAUUGUUCCUGUGUGUUCAUAUGAGGACAGGGAGAAACCAAACUGCCUGAAUUUACAAGAAUCCUGCAAGAAGAAUUACAUCUGCAGAUCUCGCCUUGCAGAUUUCUUCACAAACUGCCAGCCUGAGUCACGGUCUGUUAGUAGCUGUCUGAAGGAGAACUAUGCUGACUGCCUCCUUGCUUACUCGGGGCUUAUUGGCACAGUGAUGACACCAAACUACAUAGACUCAAAUAGUCUCAGCGUUGCCCCGUGGUGUGACUGCAACAACAGCGGUAAUGACAGAGAUGAAUGCAUGAAAUUCCUGAAUUUCUUCCAGGACAAUACAUGCCUUAAAAAUGCAAUUCAGGCCUUCGGCAAUGGUACUGAUGUGAAUGUGUGGCAGCCCAUCUUACCAGUACAGACCACUACAGCCACAACUACAACAGCUUCCAGAUUUAAAAACACAGGUUCAGAGACCACCAACAAUGAAAUACCCACCCACAAUGAUUCACCAGCAUGUGCAAACCUGCAGGCACAGAAGAAGCGGAAAUCCAAUGAAUCUGUAGAUACAGAGCUCUGUCUUAAUGAGGGACAUCGACAGCCUGUGCUGGCUCAUGAUGAUUUUCUGCGGUAUCUAGAAGGAAUUCUUUAA